Messenger RNA from Scophthalmus maximus (turbot), 995 nucleotides. It is a transcript of the gene mrps10, whose product is annotated as mitochondrial ribosomal protein S10. Gene Ontology annotation, cellular component: ribosome; mitochondrion; mitochondrial small ribosomal subunit. Gene Ontology annotation, molecular function: structural constituent of ribosome. The record is from RefSeq and is a predicted model, not a curated record. The transcript is spliced from 7 exons. The coding region runs from base 77 to 691 and encodes 204 amino acids. Gene Ontology annotation, biological process: translation. Lineage: Eukaryota; Metazoa; Chordata; Actinopteri; Pleuronectiformes; Scophthalmidae.
UAGUAAACCCUCCCGUACGCAUGGGGGCAGUAUUGUAAAGUGACAGCUCCUUCUGUCCUUCCUUGGCUCAAAAAACAUGGCGGCACCCAUGGCUCUCAGGCGAGAACUGUGUUCUUUGGCAAGGAUACUCACAGGAAUCUCACAUUUGGGACCGAGAGCUUUGGUCGCCCGUUCAGGUCACAAGAAAUAUAAUAUAAUCAGGUCCCAUCUUCCGCAGACUCCCAGCACUUUCUUCCAUACAGCAACAGUGUUUUCAUCAACACCCUCAUUGGUCACUGUCACAGAAGAGCCUGAUGUGCUGUAUCAGAAGGUGUCAGUUUUGGUCAAAGGUCAUGACAGGGCCGUCUUGGACAGCUAUGAGUACUUUGCCACCCUGGCAGCUGAAGAGCUGGGCGUCAAUAUCAGCAAAGUUUACGAACCUGGCAAGGAGAUAGACAGACUUACGCUCCUUAAGUCGGUACACAUCUUCAAUAAACACAGGGUCCAGUAUGAGAUGAGGACACACUACCGGUGCAUUGAGUUGUCUCAUUUAACGGGAUGCACAGCUCAGGUGUUCCUCGAAUACAUCCAGAGGAACCUCCCAGAGGGAGUAGCCAUGGAGGUGACAAAGACCACCAUGGAGAAGGUUCCAGAUCACAUCCUUGAACCCAUGUGGAAGGACCACCCCGUUGACGACAAGCCCAGCCAGUGAAUGCAGCGAUGCGCAGCAGAUGCUUAUUGGAUGUCUUUUCUCAGACAUCAGUAAAUAUGUUGAGCAUCUGGGAAAACAUUCAAAAUGUAAAACUAUUAUACACUUGUCUCAACUGCUCAUCAUGUAUAAUUCAAUAGAGACCAUUAUCAAACAAAGACAGGUCAUCUUCAGCUACAGAACUUGAGAACUUGCAUCCAUUAUGUCACCAUGUAACUGUUUCAUGUUUUCAUUGUUUUUUUCUGUGGCAAAACAACAUGAAAUCAAUCGAUCAAUAAAUAACAUUCUGUAUUUAAGAACUACUUUA